AUGGGUCGGCUCCUAGGUCGCAUUGUUGUCGGAGCAACUCUUUCUUUAAUCUCAUUCAUCGCCUAUUCAUCUCAGAUAUUCAUCAUCUGGCCAUGGUACGGACGCGAGCUUUCUGUGGACCUAAUCACAUUGCUUGGGCCCUUCAAUGCUUUUAUUGGUCUGCUCCUUUGGAACUAUUGGAAGUGCGUCGUCUCAGAUCCAGGAAGUGUUCCUGAUCGCUGGCAACCGGAUACGGCUUCACUUGAAGGCUACGAAGUCAAAAAGCUCACAGGUGGUCCAAGAUUUUGUCGGGCAUGCAACAAAUACAAACCACCGAGAGCCCAUCACUGUAAAACCUGCAAACGAUGUGUCCUUAGAAUGGACCACCAUUGUCCGUGGGUAAACAAUUGCGUCGGGUACUUCAACUACGGACACUUCAUUCGUUUCCUCUUUUUUGUCGACCUCUCAUGCAUAUAUCAUGCAACAAUGGUUACCUGGCGUGUCCUUGAUACCUCGGGCGAAAGAUUCUACACUCCCCCAGGUGGCAUUGAACUGGUCUUCAUCAUCUUGAACUAUGCUACCUGCGUACCGGUCCUAAUAAUGGUCGGUGCUUUCAGUCUGUACCAUUUCUAUUGCCUACUUGGUAAUACCACUACCAUCGAGGGAUGGGAAAAGGAUAAAGUCGCUACUCUAGUCCGAAGAGGAAAAAUUCGCGAGAUCAAAUUCCCUUAUAAUCUCGGUGCAAGGCGCAACAUUGAAUCUAUGCUGGGCAAAAAUCCUUUGAUGUGGUGUUGCCCUACUAUACCCCCUGGUACAGGCCUGAAAUACCAACUGGCGGAAGGGGACGGUAAGUGGGUCGAACUUUCGAGGCGAGAAGAUAUAGAGACGUACUAUAACGGAACGUUCAUCGAACCCUGA
Heterobasidion irregulare TC 32-1 is the source of this 897-nucleotide messenger RNA. RefSeq lists its product as uncharacterized. Gene Ontology annotation, molecular function: palmitoyltransferase activity. The transcript is spliced from 9 exons. The record is from RefSeq and is a predicted model, not a curated record. The coding region runs from base 1 to 897 and encodes 298 amino acids. NCBI's taxonomy places the organism in Eukaryota, Fungi, Basidiomycota, Agaricomycetes, Russulales, Bondarzewiaceae.